Messenger RNA from Trichoderma asperellum CBS 433.97, 498 nucleotides. The record is from RefSeq and is a predicted model, not a curated record. NCBI's taxonomy places the organism in Eukaryota, Fungi, Ascomycota, Sordariomycetes, Hypocreales, Hypocreaceae.
AUGCGCCAUCACGCAGAAUUUCAAGUCUACAAAAAUAAUGAAUUAUCCAACACGAUAAUUGGAAGGGAAGAGUUCCGUGAGCAGUCGGAAGAUGCUAGUUACUGGGGUCUUCACGAAGAGGAUAAAGUCCACUAUGCACUAAUUCUCGACCCAAUAAAUGAAGAAGAAGAAGAAGAAGGAGAAGAAGAAGAAGAAGAAGAAGAAGAAAAAGACAAAGUCUACUAUAAACGAAGUCUCACCCCGAUAAGAGAAGAAGAAGAAGAAGAAGAAGAAGAAGAUUCGUAUGAGCAGUCGGAUGAUGAAGGGCAUUAUCGUUGGCAACCGAAAGAUGAAGACCAGUCUUGUGAGCAGUAUGGAGAGUACUCCUGUGAGUGGCUCGAAAAUCUCCGUAAGAAGUCAGGAGAGCAUUGUGCGGAGAUGAUGAGGAAAGAGCAAAAUGCGGAUCUAGAAGAGAGACGUCAGUGGAGUGGUGGAAGUAAAAGAUGUAUUUCUAUUUAA